AUGAUCGUAGGCUCUCUUGGCCUUUUCGUUCUUGGAGCUAGCGCUGGACCAUGCCGUCCCACCGAUACGACUACCACUGUCAUAACUGACUUGACCACCGCAACCGCGACAGCAACAACUGCCCCCGUCACAACAAGCAGUGCUGUCCCGGAAGGAGAACCAGCAUGCAGUAUCGAAAGUCCACAAUAUGGCCCUACUGGUGAAUACGAGGUUUACUGCGACAGCUUCGCCGGCAGUACAACACCCAUCGGGGGCAUCUACCUCUCCAAUUCUCUCUCUGAAUGCCUGGAUCACUGCGACGAGUCGCCUGGUUGUGUGGGCGUCAACUACAUCACGACCAAUGUACCUUAUUGCACCAUCUGGUCUUCCGCUGGAAGAUUUGGUGAACUGAAGGGUGUCAUUUUGGCGAAACGCGUCGUUGCAACGACUCUGGAACCCACUGCGCCUUGA
Messenger RNA from Fusarium venenatum, 450 nucleotides. RefSeq lists its product as uncharacterized. The record is from RefSeq and is a predicted model, not a curated record. Lineage: Eukaryota; Fungi; Ascomycota; Sordariomycetes; Hypocreales; Nectriaceae.